AAAACAAGCAAGGAACACACCUUCACUUCCAAACCCAACCAAACCCCCAGUCUUCGCACUCAGAAUUUCAGUUGCAAAACUGUUCAAUCACCUUCCCACUCCUCACAAUCCACUUAACCACCAACCACCACCGUCCACCGCCGGAAAUGGAAUCGUCAGAGUGGAACAAUCAAGUGGAGGAAGGAGUAUUACGGCGGGCGAAGCAGUGGCAGCAACGGAGCGAGCCACCGUCGGCAUGGGUGACGGAAUUGGUCGAAUAUCUCACCGGCAACGGCGUCGCGCUGCCGAGUCCGGAGUUAGCGGAGCUUCUGGUUUCCCAAAUGUGCUUCGAGAAGGAUCACCCUUCGAUGUGGAAGUUCAUGAGCCACGCCCUUUCUUCUCGCCUUGUUUUCCCUCUUCAGAUACUCUCGCUGCUUUCUUCGAAGGUUAUUCCUCGGCGACGCUCUCAUCCUCAUGCCUAUGCUCUCUUUCUUCCGCUUCUGGACCAGCAUGUGUUUUCAUUUCAACCUACUGGUUCAGUUUCGUGCAAUCUCAGGAUAAUAAGUUCUGUUGACUCUUCACUCCAGCUUUCUGAAACAUAUAAAAUUCAUGAUCUGGAGCUAGGGCAUGUAUUUGUGCUGUUCUUUUUCAACAUUAUCAUUGCUUUGAUUGAUAGCACAUUGGAUGACUGGGGAUUACAAGUGACCUUCGAUGAAAGAUCGUGUUUAGUCCCUACUGGUGACCAGUAUAUGGAAAUUGAUCACAAUGUGACGCACAAUUUUAAAAAAAGUGAAUAUCAUGAGCAGAUAAGGAAGAGAAAUUCUUUCACGGCCUUAGAGGUAUUGGAAAGAUUAACUGCAAGCAGAAAAGCAACUAUUCUUCUGCAGUCUGUUCUCUUGAACAUGCCUGAAAAAUUCAAUUGCCUCCGGCAGAGGCUUCAAUUUCUUGAAUCCCUUGAAUUAGGAUCAUCAGAGUUAAAAUUAGUGAACCCAGUCCUCACAAAAAUGUCUGCAAACAUCCGUGGAGUUUCUAAUUUUGAUUACUGCCUCAAUAAGCAUCAGCUGGUUGGGAAGCUUGUUGAUGUUGGACCCUGCAAGACAUUGUUGAGAUACAGCUAUAGAUCUUUUCAGUCUCCUUGUUGGGUUCCUUUAGAUAUUUAUAUGGAGAAUGCUAUGGAUUCUAGACAAAUUCCUAUCAAAUCUUCAAUUGAUGUGCUUACAGAACAAAUCAAGACCCUUCAAAUAAUUAACCAGGCUAGCUGGCAAGAAACUUUUCUAGCUCUUUGGCUUUCAGCCCUUCGGCUUGUGCAGCGAGAGCGUGAUCCUCCUGAAGGUCCGAUUCCUCAUCUUGAGGCCCGUCUAUGCGUGCUUUUAUCUAUUGUUCCCUUGGCAAUUGUGAAUGUUCUAAAGGAAGACUCCAAACACAAUCCGUCUUCUGUUCAAAUGUCUAUGGAAUCAGGAUACAGUCAUGAAAUGAAGAAUGAUGGUUCUGGGAAACUUGGACUGAUUUCAUCGGUUGAAGUCCUUGGACACUUUUCUAGCCUCCUAUGCCCUCCUGCAUUAGUUGUUGAUCCAGCCAACCAGGCAGCUAGAAAAGCAGCGAGAUUCAUUUAUAAUUCAACAAACAAAAAUGGUGAACCUGUAACUGGAAUUCAUGCUAAUUCUAAUACAAAAGCAGGCGGGAACUUGAGGCAUCUAAUAGUGGAAGCUUGUAUAGCAAGGAAUUUAAUGGACACAUCAGUGUACUUCUGGCCUGGUUAUGUGUCUACAUCUGUUAUGUCUUCGUCAGAUUCAUCAUCACUUGAAAAAUCUCCAUGGUUAACAUUUAUGGAAGGAACACCAUUGAACAACUCCCUUAUAAAUUCCCUUACGGUGACGCCUGCCUCAAGCCUGGCGGAGAUUGAGAAGUUAUACUUUAUUGCAUUAAAUGGAACAGAGGUGGAAAGGCCUGCAGCCGCUAAGAUUCUGUGCAGUGCAUCCCUCAGUCGUGGAUGGUAUAUCCAGGAACACGUGGUUCACUAUGUGGUCAAGCUUCUUGCUUCUCCGGUGCCUCUUGGUCAUUCUGGAUCUUGGAGCCUCUUGGUUGAUAAUAUGUCCAUGCUUAGUGCUGUUCUCCGUGGAGCUUCCAGUGUUGAUACUGUUCAUAUACUUUCUUUACACGGUGUAGUCCCCACAGUUGCUGCAUCUUUAUUGCCCCUUUGUGAGGCAUUUGGCUCAAUUACACCGAAUUCAAUUAACACAGGAGAUGAGCCUUCAACAUCAACAUACAUGGCGUACAUGGCUUUUUCUCUAGCAUUUCUUUUCCUUAUUCGUUUGUGGAAAUUCUGUAGACCCCCUCUUGACCAAGGCAUCACCGAAGAAGGAAUUGCGGUUGGAGGUUUGGAGUAUCUUUUGUCAUUGCACAAUAAUCGUGUCAUGUCUUCCCAAGACAAGUUAGAAAGCAAUCAAAGUCUCUUUGAGUCUGCAUCUGUGAAACCAGUAUGUAUUGAUUCAUUUCCAAAAUUACGGGCCUUGUAUUGUCAAUACAAAUCUUGUGUUGCUUCAGCCCUUUCUGGUCUUUCUACGGGAAAUUCCAUUCAUCAAACUGCUACUUUGAUCUUAAGCAUGAUUUACCAGAAGUUGACUAAAGGUGGUAUUCCAUCCAGUAAUUCUUCAUCACCAACUAGCAGUAAUGCAUGUAGCUCCCUCAUAAAUUCUGGUGAGGAGGCUUUUCAAAGGCCUGUGCUUCCUGCAUGGGAAGUAAUGGAAGCUAUUCCUUUUGUCCUGGAAGCGAUUUUAACUGCUUGUGUUCAUGGGAGGCUGUCAUCACGUGACUUGACAACAGGUCUGAGAAACCUUGUGGAUUUUCUUCCAGCAUCGCUUGCUACCAUUAUUGAUUAUUUUACAUCAGAAGUUACUCGUGGUGUUUGGAAACUAGUUCCAAUGAAUGGAAUAGAUUGGCCUAGUCCAGCAGCGGUUCUUCAAUCAGUUGAGUCAGAAAUAAAAGCUAUAUUAACUCAUGUUGGCGUUGAUGUUCCAAAAUAUUCUUCUGGAGGUUCACAAGUAAUGCUUCCUCUACCAAUGGCAGCUCUUGUCAGUUUAUCGAUUACUUUUAAACUGGACAAGAGCCUGGAAUACAUCCAUGCAAUUACUGGAGCUGCUUUGGAAAAUUGUGCAUCAGGUUGCCCUUGGCCUAGCAUGCCAAUAAUUGGCUCUCUGUGGGCCCAAAAGGUCCGCCGCUGGCACAACUUCAUUGUUGUAUCGGGUUCCCGUUCUGUGUUCAGACACAACAAUGAAUCUGUUGCUCAGCUGUUGAGAAGUUGCUUCACCUCAUACCUUGGAACAUUGUGCGUUUCGAACUCAAAGCUUACUGCUGAGUGUAAUGUGAAUGGCCUGUUGGGUAGUUCCAUCACUGCUCCUGGUGCCUGUCCUUAUGUCGCUCCCGGAUUCCUUUUUCUUCGAUCCUGUCGCAAUAUACACAAUGUGCUGUAUCUAAAUGAUGUACUUGUGGGUCUUGUGACAGAGUAUUCUAAUGAAUUAGCUGGCAGAAGGGCCGGUCCUGGCUCUCGCCACCUAAAAUCCACUGGAGCAUCACUGUCCCUAGCUGCUCAAAGUGCAAAAGAGGUAGCAAUGCUUGGUUCAUGUCUCUUAUGUGCAGCAGGUGGUAUCCAACUGGUUCAGGAAUUGUAUAAGGAGACUAUUCCUACCUGGCUGCUGUCGUCAAGGGACACAAAGCAGAAUAAUGAUAGUGUUGUGUCUUAUAUUCUUGAGGGUUAUGCUAUGGCAUAUCUGUUGAUAAUGACAGGGUCAAUGAUAUGGGGUGUUGGUACCAAGUUACCAUCAUCGACAUCCACGAGAAGGAAUCGCAUCAUUAGGGUCCACUUGGACUUCUUGGCAGAAGUCAUGGAGAGGAAAAUUUCAAUCAGCUGCAAUCCAAUUACAUGGAAAACUUAUGUCUGCUGUUUAGUGAGAUUAAUGGUUAGUCUUGCACCAGCAUGGGUUCAAGAUGUGAAGGUGGACACUUUGAGGAAAUUGGCGCGCGGAUUAAGCAGAUGGAAUGAACAUGAACUGGCACUUUCUCUGCUACAAAGAGGGAGGACAGCUGCCAUGGGAGCUCUUGCUGAACUUGUCAAUAUGAUUUAGUUUGAACAUAGGAUUUGUAACAUUAAUGGCAAAAUUGCUUCAUAGAAAAUUGUAAGUUUACUUAGGACCACCUACAAGUGAAAUGGGGCUUGCUAUUUUCUCUCAUUGCUGGUAGUGUGGACAUUUUAGUCCUAAUCAUAAUGUGAUGCACCCUAAUUCUAGUCUCAUUUAAUGUUCAUGAAAGUUAUUUAUGCCUGA
This is a messenger RNA of Lotus japonicus, 4298 nucleotides long. RefSeq names its product mediator of RNA polymerase II transcription subunit 33A-like. Lineage: Eukaryota; Viridiplantae; Streptophyta; Magnoliopsida; Fabales; Fabaceae. Gene Ontology annotation, cellular component: mediator complex. Bases 147 to 4100 code for a protein of 1317 amino acids. Gene Ontology annotation, biological process: regulation of phenylpropanoid metabolic process. The transcript has 11 exons. The record is from RefSeq and is a predicted model, not a curated record.